This is a messenger RNA of Somion occarium, 3019 nucleotides long. The record is from the annotation of a GenBank genome assembly. NCBI's taxonomy places the organism in Eukaryota, Fungi, Basidiomycota, Agaricomycetes, Polyporales, Cerrenaceae.
GAGUUUCCGAGUCCUCCUUGUUCUGCCAUGUGCACUUCUUUCUGCGUAAUUCACAUCUCUUUCUGUCCUUUCAGGUUUUGUCUCCGCUCGAAAGGUAGGAGGCUGAACGCGAAUUUACUCUCGACUCUCUGAUGAUACCAAGGCCAUAAAUUCAUUCCCAUUGUCCUGUUUCCCUGUGACUUCGUUGACUGAAACUUCCUUGGUACGAUAAUUAACCAUAGCCUCAGAUUCAAGAAUUUCUUUCAAAGUUUAUACUGUACAUUCAAUACACCGGCCUGCGAGACUUCCUCAAUUAUUCACGAUAUGAUCGGCCUAUUCGUUGGGCCCACGUCCCCACGCGAUUUCCUCGACAGGUUCAUGAGGCUGGAGUCACUGAAGAAACUGAAUCCUGAGACAUCGCCAGAAAUCGAUUUCUCCGAAAUGCAUUCCACGGGGCUCGAAAAGUAUAUGUACGAAGCUUUGUGCAACGGUAUCAAUGACUCUGACGUUUGCCCUGGAUUCAAGUUGGUUAACGUUGCCAGCUCAGCAGACAAGAAUGAUAUUCGACUGCGCCCAGAUCUCGCUCUCGUACCCUCCAACGUUGAAGACCUGAUGGACUAUACAAUUAUGGAAUUCUUCGUCGAGACGAAGCUUAGUGAUCUUGCAGACCCGUUCUCCGACAAUCAGGACACAACGCUGGAUCAUACCUCCGAGAAGAUGACGGGAGACCAUGCAGAGACUCUUGAACAAAUGAUAUCUUAUGCGACUGCGUUAUUAUCCCGCCAGCACAGAAUAUUUGCAUUUUCUAUCGCCCUAUACGGCCAGUAUGCUCGCUUCUUCCGAUGGGAUCGUGCUGGAUGCAUCGUUAGUGAUCUAUUUAACUUCCUCGAGGAGCCAGACAUCUUGGCCGACUUUUUCUGGCGCUAUGCUCAUCUGACUCGCGAAGGACGUGGCUUUGACCCGACUGUAGUCCCUGCUUCUACUGCCGAGGCCAAGCUCUUCUCCGAUGCCCUGUCGCGAUACAUCCAGGAAUCGAAGCCUCGGGACGUUAGUUAUCUGCAACCCAAGCCAGACGCUACCUAUCCGAUCUCUAAGAUGCGGGUUCCAACGCCAAAUGGAAUCUGGGAGUUGAUUGUCGGCAAACCGUUCUGGGAUGCCGAUUCUCCUGGUCAAUCAACAAGGGCCUACGCUGCGUACGACAUGGUAGAAAAGAAGAUCGUGUUUGCGAAGGAUUCUUGGCGUGAUGAAAAUGAAGACAUCCUUUCAGAGGCUGAGAUCUACGAAACACUCAAGCAGAGCAAUGUACCCUUCCUGCCUGAGAUCAUUGCGGCUGGGGAUGUGUAUAUGAAAGCCAAGGAGAAGGUGCAUCAAAAGACACUGACACAGAGGUGGUCUGUUAAUAAUGGCAAGACUCCGAUAUGGCAGCUGCCAUGUGCAGAGCUGCGGACCCUGGUUCAUUGCAGGGUCGUUCAAGAACUCGCCUAUCCUCUCAUGUCUGCACUCUCAUCGAAGGAGGUCGUUCAGGCCAUUCGCGAUGCGAUAGAAGCUAUUAAAGCCGCCUACCACGGUGCCAAGAUCUUCCAUCGCGACAUCAGUACUGGAAACAUCAUGAUCAGUAAAUCCGGUCGCGGGAUUUUGAACGACUGGGAUCACGCACUGAAAGUCAAUCUCAGAAACACACCUCAAGCGUACCGAACAGGCACUUGGCAAUUCAUAUCCAUUCUACUGCUCCGAAACCCCAUGAAGGGACAUUGCGUUCAUGAUGACUUGGAAUCUUCUUUCUGGGUCCUACUCUACGUCUCAUUGCAUUACUUUCCGCACAACCUUGGGCCGACUUUCAAUGUCAGGUUCUUCGACGAAUGCUCGGAGGAGCAAGAUAUUGGUGCUGAAGACGGGCAAACUCGUGAAUUAGGAGGUAACGGGAAGAUGGGUUUCCUCUGGGAUCAGCUGAAACACGUCGAAUGGCAAUGUGCGCCAUUGAACAAACUUGUUCACGCUGUCGGCAAGCUUUUCAACAAGUAUCAGUUGUCCCACCCGAGUCGAAACGACGAAGACGACGAAGACGCAGAGGCCCGGUUCAAGGCAAUACAGGAGAAACUCGAACAGGUGGAUGUUGUCUUGAGUCUCUUCGACACUGCUCUGGCAUCGGAUGAAUGGCCAGAGAAUGAUGCGGUACCCGACCAAUUCCCACUCAAGACCAAGAAGCAGGAGGAUCAGAUGAUUCAUGAUUUGAAGUCGCGAGCUAUUGCUACUGCCGCUCUGGAGAGGCAAGCUGCUGCUAGCCAGCGAGCUCCUCCAACUCGAUCUGCUAUCCCUGGAGUACGUUCCAGCGCUCGGUUAGUCCAGCAGAGGAACGACCAGCAAGAUCUUGCGCCGGAAGCCGGACCUUCACGUCUUCCCAUGAGCUCUCGCAGCACGGUGAAGAGAACACUCGAUGACGUGCCUGCAGAGUUGCCAGUGUUCCGUUCGAAGCGAGCGAAGACAGCGCCAGAGCGAAGGCCUUUGAAGCGUGCACCCAAACCUCCGGCUCCUGAGCGACCGGUGGUGGAGCAUCGAUAUCCUACACGUUCCAAGUCGAAUGGAUCCCGUCGGGGCAAUUCGCUUAAGAAGCCACAGGAGGCGGACGUCGAGAUGCAGGACGUCCGACGCGGAAACCCAAGUCGCUCGAGAACGAAGUCGAAGUCGAAGUCGACACGUCACGUUCAGGCCACCGCUAGGGAGAAGUCAACCGAGGAGAAGCAGCAAACUCGUCGAAAGGGUAAACAGCCAGCCAAGUCAACGGCAGGUAAUGGGAGUCGGCCUCUACCCAAGUCCAGUACGCGUCGGCGAAAAUAGUAUAUAUAUUUUCCUUUGCGUUGUAUACUCAGGCUCUUGUCUGACUUGUCUGACCGUACUCUAAGCCUUUGUACCAUAUUUACCACGAUCCAAUCGGAAAGAAUCCAAGGGUUAUCACUAUCUUCUGUCAAUGAUUUCCUGUGUAGUGCCGAGCUUACGGCACCGAUUACACCUACUCCCACCAGGUCUUUCUGGGACUCGGAUG